AUCAGUACUAUUGUCAAAUUGUCGAGUAUUGCCAAAAAUUUUGACUCGUGUUAAGGUCGCUGCCUGCCACUUUCGUGCAGUAAUUGGAUUGUUCAAGGAAAUAUAUGACAUUGCUGUGAUGCGAUUGUAUCUCUCAUUAUUCCGUAUAUAUUGCCUUGUUCUAUGUUGACUCUUUCGAACAAAUUAAAAUGGAAACCAACAUUCAUCGAAACUCGAAAUAGUUUUGUAUUUUGGAUCAAGAACAUAACCGACCUAAAGAAAGAGGUUGGAGAUCUGCAGAAAAUUCGUUUUCAAAAAAGUGAAUUACCUUGCUGUCCACUCGUUGUGAUCGUUGGCUCAGAAUUGACAAAUUUGAACUUCUUCAUUGUGUGCUUCGGUGAUGCAUAUUAUCAGCUUCCGACUUUUCUCAAAGCUGUAGACAUAUGUUUUAAAAUAUUUAAGACGUAUGGACUUCCGUUCCCGCGUGAAUCUGUUGGUCCGUGGAAUUUACUAAAUCACAUUGUUUACGGAUUUCCACUAGAAGGCGAAAAUCGUGCAAGAAUUCUUACUAUUCACAGUCAAAUUCGCAGACAACAUGUAUCGUUGUCCAACACCUAAGUGCCAAUGGUCAUCAUCUACUUCAACUCAUUAUUACCUUCAUGUAAAGCGAAUGCACGACACUGAUCUGGGUUAUUUAUGCUUAAAUAGUAAUUGUCAUCGACGGUUGACAUCCAUAAAUAGUUUGCGUAAGCAUCUUAAAAAUUGUUCCGAGAAUUAUGAACGAGCAAUAAACAACGAAUCUAUAACAUCAAAACAAGAACAAACGUCUCAACUUUCUGUGGACCAAGUGUGUAUAGAAAAUCAAAAUUUGGAAACAUUGGAAAUAUCAAUACGACUUGUGAUUUGUCUGUAAUAAUAGACGAUGUAAGAAAAAUACAUCUGAAUAUGAUGCUGAAGUGGUUAUGUAAUGAUGCAAUGCCACGAAAGGUGGCUCUCGAAAUUAACAAUGACAUAAAAAAAAAAGCGUAAUUGAUCCCCUCUGUAAUGCAAUUAAUUUCAUUCACGCUCGUGGAAUGGUAUCCGAUACUUGCAAGCAAACGAUAGAUACCAUUUUUGAUUCCUACAAUGAAUGCUCAGAGUAUAAAUGCAUACAACAACUCAAAAAAAGAAAUUUUUACCAAGAUCCAAUUACGUUCAAAUUAUGCGGAGAACCCAAUUCAACGAUAACUGAUUCAUCUUCACAAAUCGAAUCCGACAAUGUUUAUGGCGUGUUGAUGCCGAUUAAAUUUAUGCUGAGAAAAUAUUUCGAAUCGGAUGGCAUGAUGGACAUGGUCUUGAAAAGCUUGAAGUUUUCUACGAAUGGAGUGUUUCGGUCUUUGAUUGAUGGUUCGAUUUGGCAAACGAGAACUUCAAAUAUGAGUUGCAAAACAGUCAUUCCGAUUAACAUUUUUUUUGACGAUUUCAACACAGGCGAUACCGCAUCUCAUCACGCUAAAACCACGUCAAUCUGUGCCAUAUACUUAAAUAUACCUUGUUUGCCGGAUUAUCUUCUGGGUAGAUUAAGCAAUAUUUUAACAGUAGGCUUUAUAAAAAGCCAAGAUAGAAAAAAGUAUUCAAAUGAACAUGUUUUAUAUAAAUUGAUAGAACAAUUGAUAGAUUUAGAAAAAGAAGGUCUAGAAAUUAGUCACAAUGGAACAAACAUUAAAGUUUUUGUAACACUCGGUUUUGUAUUAGGAGACAAUCUCGGUGUAAACGGAAUUCUAGAUUUCGUUGAAUGUUUCAGAGCAAAUUUCUUCUGUAGAGUUUGCAAGCGAAAUCGAACACAAACUGAAACUGAUUCAAGAGAAUAUCUUCAUACCUUAAGAACAUAUCAUAGUUAUGAGGAAGAUGUACAAAUUAAUUUGAUUUCCCAAACAGGAUUAAAAGGGCCGAGCGUUUUCAAUCGAAUUCCUUCUUUUCAUGUGACAUUCAACUUUGUAUUUGAUAUAAUGCAUGAUCUUUUCGAAGGAGUUUGUUUGUAUGACUUGCAGCACAUGAUGCAUUAUUUUAUUUAUACAAAACAUUAUUUCAAUGUUAAGGAAUUCAAUGAUCGAAAAAAUGGUUUUGAUUAUGGAGAUCAGAAUGCGGACAAUAUUAUUCAUGAUAUUCAAGAACAUAGAAUUAAAUCAAGAAAGCUUAAGUUCUCUGCAAACGAAACUAAAACAUUAAUAACUCUGUUGCCUCUAAUAAUAGGUAUACUUGUUCCAGAAAAAGACGCAGUGUGGCUACUACUUUGCACUUUGAUAAAAAUUGUGCACAUCUGCCUCCUAAGAGAAAUCCCGUUCGAACUAGUCAAUGAACUGAGGACGCUUAUAAAUGUUCAUCACGUUGAGUACGUAAAUUUAUUUCAAGACAAUUUGAAGCCAAAACACCAUAACUUGUUGCAUUAUCCAACGGCCAUACUUAAGGGUGGUGCUCUUCGCCGACACUGGUCCAUGCGGUUUGAAGCAAAACAUAAAUAAUCUAAAAUGUAUGGUCGAGUAAACAAUAACAAAACUAACACAUGCCUUUCAAUGGCUCUAAAGUCCGGUUUGAAGUUCGCUUAUAAUUUGAUCAAUCAAAAUUUUUUAUCUGAUGUUUUAGAGUUUGCGAUUUCUGAUCAGGCAUUGAAACCAUUUUCUAAGAAAAAUGAUUAUGUAGAUAUUGCUUUAUGUGAGCAAGCUGAUAAAAAUACAAUUAAAUAUUUAAAAAUGUUUAAGAAGCAAGGGUCUACUUAUAAAAUUGGCACUAUUUUUGUUGUACUGUUCAAUAGAAUGGUGAACGUAUAUAAGAUCGUUGAAAUUUUCGUUAAACACGAAAAGUUAUUCGUUUUAACUAAUCGUUUCUUAGUCGUGCGAUACAGUGAUCACUUUCAAUCAUACGAAGUUCAAAAAUCACGUUAUGAAGUCAUAACAAAUAUUGAGUCAUUUGAAUCAAAGCCAAUUAAUUUGCAUACUGUACAUCAAUCCUUAUAUUUAAGACUUUGCAAUUAUUAUGAAACAAACAGUAAUAUUGAGGGUCUACAAAUUCAUAGUAGUUCAUAGUAGUAAGAAAAUAAUUUAAGUGGUUAGUCACAUUUAGUGUAUUCGAGGUCUGCGAGAUAAUAUUGUUAUUUAGUCGUGCAUUUGUAAUCACCGUUGAACUGAAAAAAGGUGAACCAUGAAAUCAUCAAAUUUGAAUUAUUUUUUUAAGA
This is a messenger RNA of Malaya genurostris, 3190 nucleotides long. RefSeq lists its product as uncharacterized. NCBI's taxonomy places the organism in Eukaryota, Metazoa, Arthropoda, Insecta, Diptera, Culicidae. Bases 1053 to 2480 code for a protein of 475 amino acids. The transcript is spliced from 3 exons. The record is from RefSeq and is a predicted model, not a curated record.